This is a messenger RNA of Anopheles gambiae (African malaria mosquito), 2058 nucleotides long. Its product is annotated as protein obstructor-E. Gene Ontology annotation, molecular function: chitin binding. Lineage: Eukaryota; Metazoa; Arthropoda; Insecta; Diptera; Culicidae. The transcript has 5 exons. The record is from RefSeq and is a predicted model, not a curated record. Gene Ontology annotation, cellular component: extracellular region. Bases 175 to 897 code for a protein of 240 amino acids.
GUUUAUCGGUAACUACGGGAACGCUUGGUAGCGCAGCCGCAGUCACAGAAGCCGCUACUCGAUCAUCCACGGUGGUGUACAGGCCUGGUUCCAAACGCGGGAACCAUCGUCAGCUUUUCACUUCUUCACGCCAGUCAGUCAGCUCCCCAACAAAUACAAAGACCACAGCUUACGAUGGCCGCAACGAGAAGCAGUGUGCUGGCAGCGAUGCUGCUGCUAAUCCCCGCAGCAAUCGUAGAUGCCCAGUUCAAGUGUCCCAAGAACCGGGGACAGUUCGAGGAUCCGGUGCAGUGCGACAAGUACUACGUGUGCGACGAGGGCGAAGCGACCGAGAAGCUCUGCCCGGACGGGCUCGUCUUCGAUCCGACGAUCAAGCUGGUCAACAAGUGCGACCAACCCUUCAACGUCGACUGUGGCGAUCGGUUCGAGCUGCAACCAGCCCAGGGUACUACCGACUACUGUCCGCGCAAGAACGGGUUCUUCAGCCAUCCGGACCCGUCGAUCUGCAACGUGUUCUACAGCUGCAUCAACGGCGAGGAGCUGGAGAUGAGCUGUACCGGUGGGCUGCACUUUGACGAAAAGUCCGGCACCUGCGUGUGGCCUGAUGUGGCCGCCCGCGAGGGCUGCGGCAGCAACGCCAACAAAAAACUCAACGACGGCUUCCAGUGUCCGAAGGAGACGCGCUACGACAAAAAUGGACAGGUCAUCACGCACCCGAACUAUCCGCAUCCGAGCGACUGCUCCCAGUUCUACUACUGCCUGAACGGUAUCGAGCCGCGCCUCGGCAAGUGCGACGCCAAGAUGGUGUACAACGAGGAUCUGCAGCGCUGCGACGAUCCGGAGAACGUGCCGGAAUGCAAAGACUGGUACAAGGAGGAGGACGCUAACAAGAACUGAAUGACCUGUGUGCAUUCGGCGUGAGCGCAGUGAGUUGCUGCUGCCGCUGCUGACGACGACGUCCGCUGCCUGCUGCCUGGAUCAGCGCACCAGCAUUGCUUUGUGAUAAAUGUCUCCCCUCUCCACAAAAACGCGUUUUUUACUACUGUUCGUUUACCGUUAGCUAAGGUGUCCGCCAUCCACACUAAGCCUCCGCAAAAACCACCACCGGUCGGUCGGUCGAAAAUUUUUUGGACGGUUACGGCCAUGCGCAAAAGGAACCACUCAAACAGUCACGUCCCGUCCGUGUGCCUGCCAUCAAUCAAUCAAUCACGAGUCACACGAUCAAUCCACCACACCCCUGUACCUUCUGACAUCAAUCGAGCAGUUGAGGAUGUACUCAACUGCCCAAAAGUCUAUUGACCUGCAACUGUGUCGGUCGAUAUCUUUCCUCAUUUCAUGCUCUCUUUCUCUCUCGCUAUCUCUCUGUGUAUCUUUCGUUCAGUUCUACACUUUUCAACUGCACUGUGCAUACUUUCUCAUCUUUCACGCCUUCUUCUUCUGGCUAGCUUCCUCUUCUUUCUCGAAACCGAUUUACUUUCCAACCUCUGUUUCGUCAUAUCUCGUCAUUAUGCCCCUUUUUCUGAACUCUCGCCACUAUUAUUUCAUGCCAAACCAACUUACCAAUCCUUACCGCUACAUCUCGUGCACUGUCCUUCUCUCGCUGUCUUUCUACAUCUGCAUCCAAUCCAAUCCAUCUAUUUUCAUAACGAUUUUGUUUUCCGCUCCGGCAUACCUCGCACACAUCAUCUGCACGCAUCUUUGGCGGGUGUGACACAAUAGCCAACCGCAAAAAAACCACACGCACGGGGUGAGGCUGCCAGAUUCCUUCUUGCUUAGUGGAUUGCGCAAGCCUUCCUGUCCAGUAGCUCGACCGGCGGCGUAAGCAAUUGUAAGCAGAAUCAAUCCAGUAGUGGGACGAGAAGAAGUCGAAACAAGGGAGAAAACCCCAUAACUAGACGGCGCAGUAGGACGAAACGCUUCUGCAUAGACCAGCCAAGAAAGCAGUCGACCUUCGGGUCUGCGAGGGAGAGUAGCCUUAGCGUAUGAAUAAAACAUAAAGCCUGAUUGUAUAAGGAAUAAGGAAAAAUAAAAUGGAGAGAAGAAGCACAAAAAAACAAA